AUGAACAAGAGACUUACUGAUGAAGAGCUGCUGAAUAUGCUGUUGUAUGACGAGAUUCCUUCAGAUGUGGACUCCAAUAUUGAUACUGAUGAUGACAAUAAUGAAGAUGAUUUUCAGCUGGAAACUUCCAAUACAGACAAUGUUCCCAUAUUUGACAUGACUCUACCUGAUGCCAUCAUUGAUGACGAUGGACAGCCAUCUUCUCCGACUGUAAAAUCAACUUCACCUGCCACUGUUCAACCUCUGGCAGACAACAUUGCAGCAUCAACUUCAUCUGGUACAGACGUUUUACUACCACCUUCACCUGCUACUAUACAACCAUCAACGCCUGCUGUAAGAAGUAGAAUUCCCCCUCAGUGGAGCACAAACUUUACUCCAUCAAUAAGUGAUAGUGUUUUUAAUCACCAGACAGGUCCUACUGAAAGAAUCACGAACUUAGUCAGUCCCUCCCCUUAUGACCUAUUCAAAACGCUCAUUGAUGAUGAAAUUAUUGACAGUUUAGUCUUCCAAACCAAUCUCUAUGCGCAGCAAUCAGGCAAAAGGUACAUCCCAACUGACAGAAAAGAGAUGGAAACAUUUCUUGGGAUUAAUAUCAUGAUGGGAAUCAAAAGAUUGCCCAGCUAUAGAAAUUAUUGGUCUUCAGAAAUUGACCUCAAUGAUGCAUUCAUCUCGAAAUUGAUGCCAUUGAACCGUUUUAGCUGGCUUCUUGGAAACCUUCAUUUGAAUGAUAACAGUCUACAACCCAGGAGAAGUGAUCCAACGUUUGAUAAACUGUAUAAACUUAGACCUUUUCUCAAUUCCAUUUCAAAAAACUUCUGUUCCUCAUUCAAACCAAAUCCUGACAUGGCUGUGGACGAAUCAAUGAUAAAAUUCAAAGGGCGGUCCUGUUUAAAACAGUACAUGCCCAAAAAACCAAUUAAAAGGGGCUACAAAGUUUGGGUGCUGUGUGACAAGUCCAGGUAUGCUUUAAAAUUUGAAAUUUACACAGGAAAAAUCGGACAGACUGUGCAAAAGAAUUUAGGAGAGAAUGUAGUGAAAAGGCUUGUGGAAGAGUAUCAAGGUUACAACUACACAGUCUACUUCGAUAACUAUUUCACAUCUUAUAACUUGAUGGAAGAUUUGAAAACUGCUAACAUCAAUGCAUGUGGGACAGUUAAUAAGAAGAGAAUAAAUUUACCGCAUUUCAAGGAUGAUAAGAAAAUGACACGUGGUGAACAUGAAUGGUAUGCUAGUGGAACGAUUAUUGCCAUGAAGUGGAAGGACAAUAAUGCUGUUCAUUUGUUAUCAAACUUCCACAAUCCUAUGGAAGUUGAACAAGUGAUGAGAAGAUCAAGAACUGGAGAGAGAAUUGUUUAUAGAUUUCAUAUUUUUCCAGUAAGUCCACCUUCAAAGCUUUGGGUUGGUGAUGAAUAA
This is a messenger RNA of Onthophagus taurus, 1413 nucleotides long. NCBI's taxonomy places the organism in Eukaryota, Metazoa, Arthropoda, Insecta, Coleoptera, Scarabaeidae. The record is from RefSeq and is a predicted model, not a curated record.